Aspergillus uvarum CBS 121591 is the source of this 1422-nucleotide messenger RNA. RefSeq lists its product as uncharacterized. Bases 1 to 1422 code for a protein of 473 amino acids. The transcript has a single exon. NCBI's taxonomy places the organism in Eukaryota, Fungi, Ascomycota, Eurotiomycetes, Eurotiales, Aspergillaceae. The record is from RefSeq and is a predicted model, not a curated record.
AUGGAGUAUUCCGGAACUGCGGUCCUGAACCCCGUGCGGCCCGAUCACUCGUUAUGGGGAAGAAGCACACCGCAAUCUCAGAUUAUCAUCAACCCCUCGCAGUCCUCGGCCGCCAUUAAGCCCGACCCCAUCACUCUCCCUAUCACCACCACGACCACGACCACCACUAUCACCGCUACUGCCACCGCUACUGCCCUGAUCAUGAAUAAAGAUUCGCCCUCGCAGUCGCUCUCCCAAUCCACCUCGCUUGACAAACCCAUUCUGCCCAUGGAACCCACCCACCCUGGUCGCGGCAAACAACUCACCAUUCCCGAGCAAGUAUGCCUCGUCAAACUAUGUGCCGCCUCCAUGGAUGACUACGAUGCCCACGCCUACCCGAAGAGUUUCUGGAUUAAGAUCGCCAACACCCUCGAGAUGCGGACCGGCCGUCGCUACUCCUGGCAAUCUUGUCGUCGUCGCAUCUAUACCUACGUCGCCAAACGCUCCGCUUACUAUGAAUCCUUCCGACAAGGUCGCCCCCACCCGACCAUCGACAUACCCAAGGAAGUUCUCGGCCUAUUGAACCAUUGGAUCAGCGACAUUGACCGGGCCAAGUACACUGAGAACCGCCUGACCGAGGAAGUGCCGACCAAGCCCAAGCCCGUUGCUCCGGUCGCUGCACCGGUGCACAAGGAGACUACCACGGCCCAGCCGGCGGCGCGGGUCACCCUUCCCGGACACGAUAUGGUGGUCACCAUGAACCGGGUAUAUACCUGGCUCCGGAAUCUCCCACCCCCGGAGGAGAUGGAGCAGAUGGCCAUCUGGGGCGAGGAACCGAAGGUCGCCGCCGCUCCAGUGCGAACGCGGAGUGAUGUAUUCGCCGCCUUCGCUCGCCCACUCAGCCGAGAUACUACCCCGCAGCAAACGCACCGGUCGCUCUUAGGAGUCGGGGACCGCCUUGGUCAAACAACUGCCCAGCGUUUGGCGGAGGAAAGAACCAGCUCCCCUUCGCAGGCAAUGGCUCCGCGGUCAUCGUCUAUGGCUCUCCACCAGUCCUCUCUGGGUCACAAUCCUCUCAAGAGACACCGGGAUGCCGAUGACGAGGGCGUCUGCGACCGCCCCGCCCAACGUCUUCGCGCCUACCCUGAUGGCAAUGCGGCCGCCUUGAACCCGGCCCUUGGUGGAUCCGUGGACAAGUCGUUGCUCGUGUUCCGCCACAAGAUGAAGAUGAUCGAAGAAUGUAUUGAGUUCACCUUCGGCAAGAUUAUCGACCGAAUCUCCCCGGGCAUGGGACGACAGGAGACCAAGCCGCCGGGGUUUCCGGGAGCGUGCGAGUCGAUUAUUAAUGAUCUUUUCAAGGAUGUGGGCAUGUCGGUUGCCCGGGCCUUGUUGCGCAUCGACAAGGCAUCUGCUGCAGAACGUGCAGCCACGAACACGAACUAA